GUGGUCCGCGGCGCGGUUCUGAGAUGCGGCCGAGGGCGGGUUUCUUUUAAGGCUGCACGAAACGUCGGCCCACUCCCGAGUCGCAAAAGCCCCGUGCACCCAAGCGGAGAGGGUUCCACAGUGUCGUGGACCGCGGCCCAGUAGGUGCCGAGUCUGUAAGCGGAGGAGGAUCACUUGGAAGUCGAGCUCCGGGGUUACACGAAGCAACCGUCCAGGAUGACAAGGAUCUGCAGGACUGUCGCCUCGCUUCUGGUCGUCCUCAGCGCCACCUGGGCCGCCGUACUUGGAGCAGCGCUGCAGUACGGCUGGGGAAUGCCUUACUAUGGUUACGGCCUGGGCGGCUUGUACGGCAUGGGCUACGGAUUGGGCUACGGCAUGGGCGGCUACGGCAUGGGCGGCUUAGGCAUGGGCUACGGCUUGGGCUACGGCAUGGGUUACGGCCUGGGCUUCGGACUUGACUACGACUACUACGGCAUGGGUGGUCUGGGCAUGUACGGCAUGGGCAUGUACGGCUUUGGCAAGAAGUGAGCGCUGCCGAGACGACGACGUCACCGGCACGGCGAGUGACGUCACAAGCAACCAUCGUGAAGGGCCCGCAAGCGAGAGAGAGAGGCCAGGGAAGGACAGCUCGCCGAGGACGACGCAGCUGGCAUAAAAAAAAAGUGCGUCUCUUGCCAACA
Dermacentor albipictus is the source of this 680-nucleotide messenger RNA. RefSeq names its product glycine-rich protein-like. The record is from RefSeq and is a predicted model, not a curated record. Lineage: Eukaryota; Metazoa; Arthropoda; Arachnida; Ixodida; Ixodidae.